AUGUCAUUGUUACACUCACACUCGUGUGAGUGCAUGAAAUCGGAACUGGAUCUCUUUUCCUUACCUCCAACACAAACAUCUAUAGAGGGCUCUCAAUGGGUACACUGUAAGCCAGUUUCAUCUCUCACAGAUGACUCACUAAUUGAGUUUGUAGUUCCAGGUCAGGGGGAUGAGUACAUUGAUCUUGCACAUACACUUCUAAGUGUAAGAGAAAAAUUAAUCACUCCUGAAGAAACUGUAGAAAACACUUCUAGUGUAGAAUCCGCUGGUCCUAUCAACAAUUUACUGCAUUCCAUGUUUAACCAGUUAGAUGUAGAUUUUAACCAGAAGCGUAUCUCGUCACUAUGCAAUGCAUAUGUAUACAGAGCGUAUAUUGAAUCUCUGCUCGGCUAA
Molecule: messenger RNA, 393 nt
Organism: Belonocnema kinseyi
Lineage: Eukaryota; Metazoa; Arthropoda; Insecta; Hymenoptera; Cynipidae
Exons: 1
Coding region: 1-393 (130 amino acids)
Source: RefSeq, a predicted model, not a curated record